Molecule: messenger RNA, 3357 nt
Organism: Ictalurus furcatus (blue catfish)
Lineage: Eukaryota; Metazoa; Chordata; Actinopteri; Siluriformes; Ictaluridae
Gene: clstn1
Product: calsyntenin 1
Exons: 19
Coding region: 362-3301 (979 amino acids)
Biological process (GO): positive regulation of synapse assembly; positive regulation of synaptic transmission; homophilic cell-cell adhesion
Cellular component (GO): cell surface; postsynaptic membrane
Molecular function (GO): calcium ion binding; amyloid-beta binding; X11-like protein binding
Source: RefSeq, a predicted model, not a curated record
GGCCUGUUACAGACCACUGACAAUACGGUCAGCUUGAUAAACAUGCUACUAUCACCGUGUUGUCGCGGAAAAUGUCUAUUUAUUAAAUAUUUGCUGCGACUUUAGUCAGUUGUAUAUCAGCUCGGGCAUUGACAAUAACAGGCGUGACGUCACGCACGCGCAGAGCCGAGCGUGAGAGAGAGAGAGAGAAGAGCGCGAGCGCACAGGGACUGUAGAGACAGAGCUGCGCGGCAGCCAUCUUACAGCUUUUACUGUCACCCGGGCUACAUCUCCUGGAUAUUUCUUUAACAAAGGCGACGUGUACGAGGAGGAAGCGGCUCUUUUUCAGCUUCUUUUUGGUCAUUUGAAGCAAAACUGCGGGAUGAGGAACGGCAGGUCCAAGCCUGUGUGCUCAGCGGGCGGACUGCUGCUGCUGCUGCUGCUCGGACUGUUAUGCGAGGUGGAGGCAGCCAAAGUCAACAAACAUAAGCCAUGGAUUGAGACGACGUAUCACGGCAUCGUGACAGAAAAUGAUGACAAAGUUCUGCUGGACCCUCCACUGAUAGCACUGGAUAAAGAUGCCCCGUUGCGUUAUGCAGAAAGUUUUGAAGUGACCUUCACCAAAGAAGGGGAGAUUUGCGGCUUCCGUAUUCAUGGCCAGAAUAUUCCGUUUGAGGCGGUGAUGUUGGACAAGUCCACAGGCGAAGGAGUGAUCCGGGCCAAGGACAAGCUGGACUGUGAGCUCCAGAAGGAGCACACAUUCACCAUCCAGGCCUAUGACUGUGGAGAGGGACCCGACGGAGCCAACAUGAAGAAAUCUCACAAGGCAACCGUUCAUAUCCAAGUGAACGACAUGAAUGAGUACUCACCCGUAUUCAAGGAGAAGUCGUACAAGGCUACGGUCAUCGAGGGCAAAGCGUACGACAGCAUCCUGAAGGUGGAUGCAGUGGAUGCUGACUGUUCCUUCCAGUUCAGUCAGAUUUGCAGCUAUGAGAUCGUCACCCCUGAUGUGCCCUUCACCAUUGACAAGGACGGCAACAUCAAGAACACUGAGAAGCUGAACUACAGUAAGGAGCGUGCGUACAAGUUGACAGUGACCGCUUUCGACUGUGGGAAGAACCGAGCCUCAGAGGACGUCCUCGUCAAAAUCAACGUCAAACCAACCUGCAAACCAAGCUGGCAGGGCUUUAAUAAGAGAAUUGAGUACGAGCCUGGCACAGGAAGUCUAGCGCUGUUCCCUAGCAUUCGUCUGGAGACCUGCGAGGAACCGAUCACCUCCAUCCAGGCCAGCAUCGAGCUGGAGACCAACCACAUCGGCAAGGGCUGUGACCGAGACACGUACUCUGAGAAAUCCCUGCACCGUCUGUGUGGUGCCAGUUCCGGCACCGUGGAGCUGCUGCCCUCUCCCAGCAGCGCCACCAACUGGACCGCAGGCCUGCCCACUGACAAUGGCCAUGACAGCGAUCAGGUCUUUGAGUUCAAUGGCACUCAGGCUGUGAAGGUUCCUGAAGGUAUGGUGAGCACAAGCCUGAAGGAACCCUUCACCAUCUCAGUGUGGAUGAGGCACGGACCCGGUAGCCGGGAGAAAGAAACCAUCCUCUGCAACUCUGAUAAGACGGAGAUGAACAGACACCACUACUCCCUGUAUGUGCACAACUGCCGUCUAGUGCUGCUCCUGCGCCAGGACCCCAGCGAGGCAGAGAACUACAAACCAGCAGAGUUCCACUGGAAACUCGACCAAGUCUGUGAUAAAGAAUGGCACCACUAUGUGCUUAACAUCGAGUUCCCUGCCGUGUCUCUGUUUGUUGAUGGAGCUUCCUUCGAGCCUUUCCUGGUCACAGAGGAUUACCCUCUCCACGCCUCCAAGAUUGAAACUCAGCUCACUAUUGGUGCCUGCUGGCAAGACUUCUCAGGACAUGACAAUGACACAGAGACAGGCUCAGAGCCUUUGACAGGUGGCAGCGCUCACAUGGCCCAGUACUUCCGGGGCAAUUUAGCUGGCCUCAUGAUCCGCACUGGGAAGCUGGAGAAUAAGAAGGUGAUCGACUGCCUGUACACAUGUAAGGAGGGUCUGGACGUGCAGCUCCCAGAGGAAGUGGCUUCUGCUGUGAAGGUGGACUUUAACCCCAAUCAGUCAUCUCUAUCUCUGGAGGGAGAUGAUAUCGAGAGCUUUGAGAAGGUCAUGCAGCACAUCUCCUACCUGAACUCCAGGCAGUUCCCCACACCAGGAAUACGCCACCUGCGUCUCACCACCACCGUCAAGUGCUUUAACGAGGAGACGUGCAUCUCGGUGCCUGAUGCAGAAGGCUAUGUGAUGGUCCUUCAGCCAGAGGAGCCAAAGAUCAGCCUGAGUGGAAUCGACCACUUUGCACGCGGAGCAGCUGAGUUUGAGAGCACCGAGGGUGUGACGCUGUUCCCCGAACUACGUGUUGUCAGCACUAUCACACGUGAGGUGGAGGCCGAGGCCGAAGGAGAGGACGAGCCCACGGUGCAAGAGUCUGUGGUUUCUGAGGAGAUCAUGCAUAACCUGGACACGUGUGAAGUGACUGUAGUUGGAGAAGAUCUGGAUGGAAACCACGAGAGUCUGGAGGUGGAUUUGGCCCAGGUUCAGCAGAGAGGCCUGGAGAUUAGCUCCUCCAACAUGGGCAUGGUCAUCACUGGUGUAAACACCAUGGCCAACUACGAGCAGGUCCUGCACCUCAUUCGUUACAGGAACUGGCACACGGAGGCUUUGUUUGAUAGGAAGUUCAAGCUGGUCUGCUCAGAACUCAAUGGCCGGUACAUCAGCAAUGACUUCAAGGUCGAGGUCAGUGUGAUUCACACAGCUAACCCAGUUGAGCAUGCUAAUAACGCCAUGUAUCAGCCUCAGUUUAUCAACCAAGUCAAGCACGCCUCUGUGGACCUGUCUGGACACAACCUGGCCAACACACAUCAAGCUUCAGUUGUCCCCAGUGCUGCCACGAUCGUCAUCGUGGUGUGUGUAAGCUUCCUGGUGUUUAUGAUUAUUCUGGGCGUAUUCAGGAUCCGUGCUGCUCAUCAGCGCACCAUGAGAGACCAGGAGAACGGCAAAGAGAACGAGAUGGACUGGGACGACUCUGCCCUCACCAUCACAGUCAACCCUAUGGAGACUUAUGAGGAUCAGCACAGCAGCGAAGAGGAGGAGGAUGAGGAAGAGGAGAGUGAAGACGGCGAGGAGGAAGACGACAUCACCAGCGCAGAGUCCGAGAGCAGCGAGGACGAGGAAGGGGCGGAGCCCGAGGACCAGCAGGGCACCAGCCGACAGCAGCAGCUGGAAUGGGACGACUCCACUCUGACCUACUGACGCUGCCGAGCACGUACACCACUCUGAUAACACAUACAAACACACAUACAUACACA